Messenger RNA from Polyodon spathula (Mississippi paddlefish), 657 nucleotides. RefSeq names its product NADH dehydrogenase [ubiquinone] 1 alpha subcomplex subunit 13-like. The transcript is spliced from 5 exons. The record is from RefSeq and is a predicted model, not a curated record. The coding region runs from base 151 to 519 and encodes 122 amino acids. Lineage: Eukaryota; Metazoa; Chordata; Actinopteri; Acipenseriformes; Polyodontidae.
UGCAGAUAAUGCGUUCGCUUUUUACAGUGUAGAAUCUGCUGUUUUGCUCCACCUGGGUCUUUUAAAAGUCAGUGGGCUGUGUCUGUCUGCCUUUGACCUAAAGGCAGGAGUGUGUCUCUGGACUGGAGCCUCCAGUUCUGAGAAGUGAAGAUGUUUCGCCUCUUUGGAUGGUGUCUCGGGUUUAGUAUGUUUGGAAUCGGUAUCGGUGUCCUGGUUUUUGGCUACUGGAGACUAUUUAAAUGGAACAGAGAAAGAAGGAGGCUGCAGAUUGAAGAUCUGGAGGCUCGGAUCAGUCUCCUCCCCCUGCUGCAAGCGGAGCACGACCGCAGGACACUGCGGAUGCUAAGACAGAAUCUAGAGGAAGAAGCCAAGAUUAUGAAGGACGUUCCCGGCUGGAAGGUUGGCGAGAAUGUUUUCCACACAGACCGCUGGGUCACCCCGCUCAACGAUGAACUGUUCAACCUCCGGCCAGCUGAGGAGCUGCUGCACAAGAAGUUUGGUUUCCAGUGGUACGUCUAAACUGCAGCGCCCCUCCUCCUCCUGCUGCACUGAAGGGAGGCUCUGAGGACCCGGUGACAUCGGGAGUAGGGGCUGUGUGCCCCGGGCUCUACGCCUGCUGUAAAUCUUUAAUAUUAAAUACAUUUUUCUCUGUUUCAA